AUGGAUGUCGCUGCAAGUAUAGCCGGCCUUAUUUCGUUGGGCAUUCAAGUCACGCAAUCCCUCGUCGACUAUUACACGGCCUACAAGGGCCGAGAAACCGACGUCGCCAACACCACGAAAAAGCUAAAACGUCUUUCGGGCAUGCUUGAGAGUCUGCGCUGCCAUUUGGUGGACCGGAAAUUCCUCGCGGACGAUCAAGACCUUCUCGAGACCAUCGAAGGCGCGCUUCGAGAUUGCGAGGGGUGCAUUCACGAGCUCCAAAGCCAAUGUGACAAGUUCAAGGAUAAUUCCACCUCCAGCAUCCAAGCCAAGGCCCUCACGGCUGCUCGCAAGUUGGCGUACCCUUUCCGCCGGACCACGUUGGAAGAGCUUAACGAUACCGUUGAUGAAAUCGCUGCUCACCUCUCCCUGGCGCUGCAGUCGCUCCAGCUGAAAAACAUUGACAGAGUUCAGAACGACACCGAGGAUACCAAGAGACUGCUCGAUCUUGUUCGAGCCAACCAAAUCUCGCUGACUAUCCGCAGUUGGUUGAAGGCUCCUGACGCCACCGUCAACUACAACGAGGCUUGCAAGAAAAGACACGGCGGCACUGGGCUUUGGCUCGUCAAGAGCCCCGUCUUUUUUUCUUGGCUCACAAAGCCAAAUUCCUUUUUGUGGCUCAACGGCUUUGCGGGAUGCGGGAAGUCUGUUUUGUCUUCCACGGCUAUCCAGUACGCCUUUCGGCAUCGACGAUCCAAUCCACGCAUUGGUAUCGCAUUUUUCUUCUUCACUUUUAACGACAACGGCAAACAAGACACCGCCGCCAUGCUCCGCGCACUCGUUUUACAGCUGUCAGGCCAGCUCGACGAUAGUUACGGGCUCCUGUCACGGUUGUAUAACGGCCACCGUAAUGCCACGCCGCCCGACCAGGCUCUUAUAGAUUGUUUACGUCAACUCGUGCGGGAGUUCGACGACUCAUACAUUAUUUUGGAUGCCUUGGACGAGUGCCCUCGGGAUAUGCACCGCAGAGACAUGUUACAAGCUCUAGCCGACAUACGGGCGUGGUCAGAGCCCGGCCUCCAUCUCUUAGUCACUAGUCGUGAAGAGCCGGACAUCCGCGACGUGUUUGUUGAUGAGUUUGGAGCUUUGCAAGAUGAGAUAAUCUCCAUGAAGAACGAUUCCGUCGAUAAUGAUAUUGCGUCCUUUAUAUCCGGCUCCUUAAAAACCGACCGUCGACUACGAAAGUGGGAAAAGUAUCACGAUCACAUCAAGGAGGCGCUCACCGAGCGCGCCGAGGGAGUGUACGUCUACUCUCUUUAUCUCUUAUUUAAAGACACUACUGACCCAACUAGAUUUCGCUGGGUCGAAUGCCAGUUUAUAGCAUUAGACUCAUGUGUCAGGAGCAAGCGUCGACUCGAUAUGUUACUAGUAUCUUUGCCUCAAUCUCUAGACAAGACAUACGAGCGGAUGCUGUUGAACAUCAGCGAAGAGUCUAUCGAGGAUGCAAGACGGAUCUUGACUUUCCUUUGCUGCGCCAAGAGACCACUGACCAUACCAGAGAUCAUCGAGAGCGUCGCGAUAGAACUUGGUGAUAAUCCUCAGCUCAAUAUCGAUGCUAGACUGGACGAUGAAGAUGAUAUUUAUCGUAUAUGUCCCGGUCUUAUCGAAGUCGACUACCAUCCCGGUAACAAGGAGUCAACUGUACGCAUCGCGCAUUUUUCAGUCCAGGAAUACCUAGAAUCCGAACGGAUACACGAGCACGCAGCUGCAACCUUUGGUGUAAGAAAGCCAAAAGCUCAUGCCGAGAUAGCGUGCGUUUGCCUGACGUAUUUGCUGGGAAUUGGAUCGCCAAUUUCGGUAUCUGAAUAUCCUCUUGCGCUCUACGCCGCAAAAACCUGGCACGAGCAUUAUCACGACGGAAACCAAAACCUAUACCCAGUUCAGCAUCAAGCGAUCCGGCUCUUUCAAAGUGCCAGGAGCGAAUUUGAGAAUUGGAUACGAAUUUGGGACGCGGACUAUUUCUGCCGGGAAGAUAGAAAAGUGACAUCGCCUAUUUAUUAUGCUUCACUCCUUGGCCUUAAUUCGAUCAUUUCCGAGCUACUCUCUGAGAAGUCUUCCACUAGCUUUUUCUCAGGGAAAACCACUGAUUUAGUGAACAUACAAAGUGGCUACUACGGAAACGCUCUACAGGCAGCAUCAUAUAAAGGCUACGAGAAGAUCGUCCAGUUACUACUCGACAACGGUGCCGACGUCAACGCACAAGGUGGCCAUUACGGAAACGCUCUACAGGCAGUAUCGUUGAGAGGUCACGAAAAGAUAGUCAAGCUACUAUUCGAUAAGGGCGCCGAUAUCCACGUACAAGGUGGCCACUUCGGAAACGCUUUACAGGCAGCGUCAGUAUUCGGCCACAAGAAAAUAAUCGAACUACUACUCGACAAGGGCGCCGAUAUCCAUGCACAAGGUGGUCAAUUCGGAAACGCUCUACAGGCAGCAUCGUCGGGAGGCUACGAGAAGAUAGUCGAGCUACUACUCGAUAAGGGCGCCGAUGUCCACGCACAAGGUGGCCUCUACGGAAGCGCUCUACAAGCAGCAUCGUGGGGAGGCCAAGGGAAGAUAGUUAAGCUACUAUUAAACAAGGGCGCCGGCACUAACGCAAACGAUAGAACCGCUCUACAAGCAGCAUCAAGGGGAGGCUACAAGGAAAUAGUCGAGCUAUUACUCGACAACGGCGCCGAUAUCCACGCACAAGUUGGCUACUAUAAAAGCGCUCUACACGCAGCAUCAGCGGGAGGCCAUAAGAAGAUAGUCGAGCUACUCCUCGACAACGGCGUCAAUAUCCACACACAAGGUGGCUACUACGGAAACGCUCUACAAGCAGCAUCGUUAGAAGGCCACGAGAAGAUAGUCGAGUUACUACUCGAUAAGGGCGCCGAUGUCCACGUACAAAGUGGUUACUACGGAAACGCUCUACAAGCAGCAUCGUUAGAAGGCCACGAGAAGAUAGUCGAGCUACUACUCGAUAAGGGCGCCGAUGUCCACGCACAAAGUGGCUACUACGGAAACGCUCUACAGGCAGCAUCAUGGAGAGGCCACGAAAAGAUCGUCCAGUUACUGCUCGACAACGGUGCCGACGUCAACGCACAAGGUGGCCACUACGGAAACGCUCUACAGGCAGCAUUAACGAGAGGCCACGAGAGGAUAGUCCAACUGCUAUCCGACUAUAGGCUUAAUACAGACACUGUAUGA
Sporothrix schenckii 1099-18 is the source of this 3225-nucleotide messenger RNA. RefSeq lists its product as uncharacterized. The transcript has a single exon. Gene Ontology annotation, molecular function: protein binding. The coding region runs from base 1 to 3225 and encodes 1074 amino acids. The record is from RefSeq and is a predicted model, not a curated record. NCBI's taxonomy places the organism in Eukaryota, Fungi, Ascomycota, Sordariomycetes, Ophiostomatales, Ophiostomataceae.